GAGGAGGAGGAGGAGACCCCCAGGAAACCAGAAGAUGCAAGAGAGUCAGACCGUUGGACCUGGUACGCCAUCCUGGCAUUGUUGGCCACCUGCCUCUUCCUUCUUGCCACCGCCAUAGGACUGGGGGUCCGAUAUGGGCAGGUCUCCCAGCAGCUCCAGCGGGAAUCCCAAAACCACGCGACGCAGAGCAACCUCCUGGCCCAGAGAGUCAGCACCUUGGAGGGGGGCCUGUCCCGUUCUCAGGAGCUGCUCCGCGAGGCUGAAAGAGAUCUCCGUUUCACCCGGAAGGCCCUGGAGGAGAGCUGGAAGGAUGGGAACAGGACCCAGCGGCAGCUGGGAGACCAAGUCAGGCAAGCAGACCAAAACCUGACGCAUCUGAAGCAGGAGAAGGAGCAAGUCGAGAGAGCGCUGGGCCAAGCCACCUCUUGCCAGCAGAUGGGCUGCUGUCUCCAAGGAUGGAAGAUCUUCAGGUGGAAAUGCCUGUGGGUUUCACCUUCAUCAGAGAGGAAGAGCUGGAGAAACAGCAAGGAAGCCUGCCAAGCCAGAUCAUCUCACCUGCUUAUUUUAAAGCCCUGGAGUGCAAGGGAAUUAUGGGAUGGUGUAAUAGCAAAGGAUGAGGAGACUCAACAGCCAAAUGAAUACUGGAUUGGACUACAAGAAACAUGGGCUGAAAAGAAGCAGGAUUGGGUUUUCACUUGGGUUGAUGACACCCCCUAUGAAGGAAGUGAAAUAUUUAAUCAGAAAGCGUAUUUUCUGUUUGGAACACUGAAGAGUGGAAUCAUCUCAGUGGACAAGAAAGAAACGCCACAUCCGUACAUUUGUGAGAAGGCAGCCAGCCCUGAGCAACCAUUUCCUGGUUGA
This is a messenger RNA of Lacerta agilis (Sand lizard), 861 nucleotides long. Its product is annotated as B-cell differentiation antigen CD72-like. Gene Ontology annotation, cellular component: plasma membrane. The record is from RefSeq and is a predicted model, not a curated record. NCBI's taxonomy places the organism in Eukaryota, Metazoa, Chordata, Lepidosauria, Squamata, Lacertidae. Gene Ontology annotation, molecular function: transmembrane signaling receptor activity. The transcript is spliced from 6 exons. The annotation marks the transcript as partial.